This is a messenger RNA of Choloepus didactylus (southern two-toed sloth), 1581 nucleotides long. It is a transcript of the gene SLC25A39, whose product is annotated as solute carrier family 25 member 39. The record is from RefSeq and is a predicted model, not a curated record. Gene Ontology annotation, biological process: mitochondrial transmembrane transport. Lineage: Eukaryota; Metazoa; Chordata; Mammalia; Pilosa; Megalonychidae. The transcript has 11 exons. Bases 154 to 1209 code for a protein of 351 amino acids.
GGGCGGGGCUGGCUCUGCGGCUCGCGGAGCCGGCGUCGGUGCGCGGCGGGAGCGCGCGGACGCUGUAGCGGCCGCGGAGCCACUAUGGGCCCGUCCGGGUCCGGGCCCCGCUCUGCGCGAGCCCCGGCCUAGAACCAGAAUUGAAACAACAAGAUGAAUGACCGGCACCAAGGGGGCAUUAGCCCCCUCCAACAAAUGGUGGCCUCGGGUGCUGGGGCUGCGGUCACCUCUCUCUUCAUGACACCCCUGGAUGUGGUGAAGGUGCGCUUGCAGUCUCAGCGUCCCUCAGUGGCCAGCGAACUGAUGCCUCCUUCCAGACUCUGGAGUCUCUUCUACACCAAAUGGAAGUGCCUGCUGUACUGCAAUGGUGUCCUGGAGCCCCUGUACCUGUGCCCAAACAGUGCCCGUUGUGCCACCUGGUUUAAGGACCCCACCCGCUUCACUGGCACCAUGGAUGCCUUUGUGAAGAUUGUGAGGCACGAGGGCACCAGGACCCUGUGGAGCGGCCUCCCGGCCACCUUAGUGAUGACUGUGCCAGCCACUGCCGUCUACUUCACUGCCUAUGACCAACUCAAGGCCUUCCUGUGUGGCCGAGCGCUGACCCCUGAUCUCUACGCACCCAUGGUGGCCGGCGCGCUGGCCCGCCUGGGCACCGUGACUGUGAUCAGCCCCCUAGAGCUGGUGCGGACAAAGCUGCAGGCCCAGCAUGUGUCAUACCGUGAGCUGGGCACCUGUGUCCGGACUGCAGUGGCUCAGGGCGGCUGGCGCUCCCUGUGGUUGGGCUGGGGUCCUACUGCCCUGAGAGAUGUGCCCUUUUCAGCCCUGUACUGGUUCAACUAUGAGCUGGUGAAGCGCUGGCUGAGUGGGUUCAGGCCAAAGGACCAGACAUCCGUGGGCAUCAGCUUUUUGGCUGGUGGCAUCUCAGGGACGGUGGCAGCCAUCCUGACUCUGCCCUUUGAUGUGGUGAAGACACAACGCCAGGUCACACUGGGAGUGAUGGAAGCCAUGCGAGUGACGCCCCCACGUGCCGACUCCACCUGGCUGCUGCUGCGGAGGAUCCAGGCUGAGUCAGGCACCAGGGGCCUCUUCGCAGGCUUUCUCCCGAGGAUCAUCAAGGCUGCCCCCUCGUGCGCCAUCAUGAUCAGCACCUACGAGUUCGGCAAAAGUUUCUUCCAGAGGCUCAACCAGGAGCGGCCUCUGGGCCGGUGAAGGGGCCAAGGGAUCUCUUCUGGGGAUGGGGUGAGAGGUCAGGAGGAGACUGAGCCAAGUGCCUUUUCCUCAGCACUGAGGGGAGGGGCCUUGUUCCCUUCGCCUCCAACUGUGAGCCCCAGGGCUCAGGGCUGCUGCCCCUCUGGGCCCCCUCCGGUCCUCCUCAGACAGCUUCCUGUGGCUCCCCACCACCAAGGAUUAUCACUCCCCCCAACCAUGAGUUCAAGACCAAAUCUGCUAAUCCCCUACCUUUGUUUAUCUCUGUGUUUGCCAUAGCUGGGCCUGCCCCCAGGAGCCAAAACUCCUGGGCCUCUUUCUGUCAACCCUACCCUUGCCCUGUUAAUUCCUUAAGUCUAAAGAUGAUGAACUUCU